Molecule: messenger RNA, 3799 nt
Organism: Orcinus orca (killer whale)
Lineage: Eukaryota; Metazoa; Chordata; Mammalia; Artiodactyla; Delphinidae
Gene: SEMA6C
Product: semaphorin 6C
Exons: 18
Coding region: 535-3333 (932 amino acids)
Biological process (GO): neural crest cell migration; axon guidance; negative regulation of axon extension involved in axon guidance
Molecular function (GO): chemorepellent activity; semaphorin receptor binding
Source: RefSeq, a predicted model, not a curated record
GGGGGUGCUUGCUAUCAGAGCAUUUUGCCUAGAAAUGAAGAGCAUGCAAAUGAAAUGCAAAUUAGCCUCUAUUGUCCCCAGCUAGGGAGCUUUUGCUAAGAAGGCUGCUGGAUUCUGAAGGUUUUAAUGUGGGAGUGGUCGUCAUGCCCUCCAAACUCUCCCAGUCACCCCUUUUCCCAAGACUGGUCCUGCAGUUCCAGGAGUUUCUGGGUAGGGGCCAGCCCCAGCCCCUGCCCUCACAUCUCUGGGCAUGAAGCAGCCAGCACCUUUGUAAUCAGGCUCAAUGUCAAUGUGCCCCCCACUCCCAGGGCAGCAUCUCCCCUACCCUAGCUUCAUUAGACUUCUCCUGAAUGUUCACAUUCACUUUUAUUGGAUGUGGUAAGGAGGUAUAGCUCAGCCUCUUCCCUCCUUCUGUCCCUUCUUCCAUCAGGUCAGAGGUCUCCUAUCCCCCUCAAACCCCCACAGGAGUCACCACCCCAGGGCCAGCAUAUGGGUGAGGGGGCACCCCCUGGGGCCUGAGCUGCCCCACACAGGAUGCCCCGUGACCCCCGCUUCAUGCCCUUGCUGCUACUGCUGUUGCUGCUCUCACUUCCCCACACCCAGGCUGCCUUUCCCCAGGACCCCCUCCCUCUGCUGACCUCUGACCUGCAAGGUAUUUCCCCAUUAUCCUGGUUCCGGGGCCUGGAGGAUGACGCUGUGGUUGCAGAACUUGGGCUGGACUUUCAGAGAUUCCUGACCUUGAACCGGACCUUGCUAGUGGCUGCGCGGGAUCACGUUUUCUCCUUCGAUCUUCAAGCCCAAGAAGAAGGGGAGGGGCUAGUGCCCAACAAGUAUCUAACAUGGAGGAGUCAAGACAUGGAGAACUGUGCCGUGCGGGGGAAGCUGACGGACGAGUGCUACAACUACAUUCGUGUUCUCGUUCCCUGGGACUCCCAGACACUCCUUGCCUGUGGAACAAACUCAUUCAGCCCCGUGUGCCGCAGUUAUGGGAUAACUUCGCUGCAGCAGGAGGGUGAGGAGCUGAGCGGGCAGGCUCGAUGCCCCUUUGAUGCCACCCAGUCCAACGUGGCCGUCUUUGCAGAGGGCAGCCUGUAUUCAGCCACAGCCGCGGAUUUCCAGGCCAGUGAUGCUGUGGUUUACAGAAGCCUUGGGCCUCAGCCCCCACUCCGCUCCGCCAAGUACGACUCCAAGUGGCUCCGAGAGCCACACUUUGUCCACGCUUUGGAGCAUGGAGACCAUGUCUACUUCUUCUUCCGAGAAGUCUCUGUGGAGGAUGCCCGGCUGGGGAGGGUACAGUUCUCCCGUGUGGCCCGUGUGUGUAAGCGUGACAUGGGCGGCUCACCUCGGGCCUUGGACCGCCACUGGACAUCUUUCCUGAAGCUGCGGCUCAACUGCUCUGUCCCUGGGGACUCUACCUUCUAUUUUGACGUCUUACAGGCCUUGACAGGGCCUGUGAACUUGUAUGGCCGCUCUGCUCUCUUUGGGGUCUUCACCACCCAGACCAAUAGCAUCCCCGGCUCUGCGGUCUGUGCCUUCUACCUGGAUGAUAUUGAGCGUGGGUUUGAGGGAAAGUUCAAGGAGCAGAGGAGUCUGGAUGGGGCCUGGACCCCUGUGUCUGAGGACAGGGUCCCCUCCCCCAGGCCAGGAUCCUGUGCAGGAGUAGGUGUAGCUGCAUUGUUCCCCUCUUCUCGAGACCUCCCUGAUGAUGUCCUGACCUUCAUCAAGGCUCACCCACUCCUGGACCCUGCCGUGCCACCUGCCACCCAUCAACCUCUGCUUACCUUCACCAGCAGGGCCCUACUGACCCAGGUAGCUGUGGAUGGCAUGGCUGGUCCUUACAGUAAUACCACAGUCCUGUUCCUUGGCUCCAACGAUGGGACAGUGCUGAAGGUGCUGCCCCCAUGGGGGCAAUCUGGGGGCCCUGAGCCCAUUCUGUUGGAAGAGAUCGAUGCCUACAGCCCCUCCCGGUGCAGUGGGAAGCGGGCAGCCCAAACAGCACGGCGGGUCACAGGGCUGGAGCUGGACACUGAAGGUCACAGGCUCUUUGUGGCUUUUUCUGGCUGUAUCAUCUACCUCCCUCUCAGUCGAUGUGCCCGGCAUGGGGCCUGUCGGAGGAGCUGUCUGGCUUCUCAGGACCCAUACUGUGGAUGGGACAGCUCCAGAGGCUGUGUGGAUAUCAGGGGACCUGGUGGGAUUGAUGUGCAUCCAGCCGGGAACCAGGAAUCCAUGGAGCACGAUGACUGCCAAGAUGGAGCUACUGGGAGUCAGUCUGGCACAGGGGAUUCUGCUUAUGGCGUGCGACGGGACCUCCCGCCAGCCUCAGUCUCCCGCGCCGUCCCCAUCCCACUCCUCCUGGCCUGUGUGGCCGCAGCCUUCGCCCUGGGCGCCUCGGUCUCUGGCCUCCUGGUCUCCUGCGCUUGUCGCCGCGCCCACAGACGUCGGAGCAAGGAUAUCGAGACUGCGGGGCUCCCGCGCCCUCUCUCCCUUCGCAGCUUGGCCCGUCUGCACGGGGCGGGCCCAGAGCCGCAGCCAACGUCCAAGGACGGAGGGGGCGCACAGACACCCCAGCUCUACACCACCUUCCUGCCUCCUCCCGAGGGCGUACCCCCGCCGGAGCUGGCUUGCCUGCCCACCCCGGAGUCCACGCCGGAGCUGCCGGUCAAGCACCUCCGCCACGCCGGGGGUCCCUGGGAGUGGAACCAGAACGGGAACAACGCCAAGGAGGGCCGGGGCCGCGCCCGGGGCGGGAACACGGCGGGCGGCCCCGCGCCGCGCGUGCUGGUGAGGCCGCCGCCGCCCGGCUGUCCCGGGCAGGCCGUGGAAGUCACCACCCUGGAGGAACUGCUGCGCUACCUGCACGGCCCGCAGCCGCCCAGGAAGGAGGUCGAGCCCCCGGCCGCCGCCCCUUUCACCUCGCGGGCGCUGCCGCCCGAGCCCGCCCCCGCCCUCUUUGCCGGCCCCUGCCUGCUCCCCCGGGACUGUGCCACGCCUCGGAGGCUGGACGUGCCCCCGGAGGGCAAGCGCCCGGCCCCCGCCACCCGGCCUGCUCUCUCCGCCCCAGCUCCCCGGCUCGGGGUGGGCGGCAGCCGGAGGUUGCCCUUCUCCACGCACCGUGCACCCCCCGCGCUGCUCACCCGAGUCCCCUCGGGAGGCCCCUCCAGGUACUCCGGGGGUGCCGGGAGACACCUCCUGUACCUGGGCCGGCCUGAGGGGCACCGGGGCCGCGCCCUGAAGAGGGUGGACGUCGAGAAGCCCCAGGUGCCCCUGAAGCCUCCCCUCGUCGGGCCUUCCUCGCAGUCGGCCGUCCCUAGUGGCAACCAUUUUAACUUUUAAAGGGAGCUGCUCCAAGGCCUCAAAUGGUACCCUCGAGGCCCAUGCCCUCAGAGGCCGUGAGCGUGGACGCAUCUCCAAGGACAGAUCACCUCCCUCUCUCCUUGUUCCACACCUCCAGCCUUCCUGGACUCUGAGAGUCUCCCGGGGUCCCCGCCCGCCUCGGGUUUAUUUAUUGACUGCCGACUGUCUUUCCCCCGUCCUCGAGAGAGGAGUGGGAGGUGAGAAACUCGCCCCCUCAGUGAGCCAGCUUUUCGGGGGGAACUGGCACACUCCCACUCCCCCACCUCCCUCAGCCAAGCUGCCUUAACUCGCCCCUCCGGGCCUCCACAGACUGGGCCCCGGGCGGGCCGCACGGCGGACGGACGGGGCUGCGCCACGCCCGUUGUGUAGAGUCCUCGGGCCUCCUGGGACGUGCCUCCUCCUACUGUGUAGGAGCCUCCCCUUCCCAAUACAGCUGUGUCCCCGA